AUGGGAGAGUACUCGAAAGCACUUUCUUAUUAUUAUAAAGCACUUGAAACAAAGCAAAAAACUCUUCCUUCAAAUCAUUCUGAUUUGGUUAAAUCCUACGACACCAUUGGAUUGCUGUAUUACAACAUGGGCGAGUACUCGAAAGCACUUUCCUAUUACGGUAAGGCACUUGAAAUCAAGCAGAAAAUUCUUCCUUCAAAUCAUCCUGAUUUAGCUAAGUCAUACAACAAAAUUGGUAGUGUGUAUUACAACAUGGGCGAAUUCUCGACAGUGCUUUCAUGUUACGAAAAAUCACUUGAAAUCUUCCAAAGAGAUCUUCCACCAAAUCAUCCUAUUCUGGGUAUGUCCUACAACAACAUUGGUAUAGUGCAUUACUACAUGGGCAAGUACUUGAACGCACUUUCAUUCCACCAAAAAGCGCUUGAAAUCUUUAAAAAAAUUCUUCCUUUGAAUCAUCCUGAUCUGGCUGUAACCUAUGGCCAUAUCGGCAAUGUUUAUUACAGCGUGGGCGAAUACGCUAAAGCCCUUCAUUUUUUUGAACGUGCUGUACACAUUGGACAAUGCUCGUUAUCGCCAAGUCAUCCUCAUCUUCAAUGGUAUAAAAACAGUCUUGAAGAUGUAAAAAAAAACUAUAAAUCAUGUUAGUUUCUUCGCAAUAAAAUAGAGGAUUUGAAUAAAAACUAUUUUAACAGAUGUGCGUGCACAUACAGACAAACCUCUGUUCUUGUUGAGAACAUAAAUGGAUGUUAUCCACCAAUAAAAUGAACAUUACAUGUCAAUGGAUAUGGAUUACAUCACAGACUAAGAAAAAAUUUCAAAUUUACUUGUCUUUUCAUCUUGCAGGCAUGAAAAGGUUACUUUCGUCGUUCCAAUUUUUUUCAUAGUAUCAACCUAUUAAUCGACAGUUCUUUUUGAUUGAUCAAAUUCAGCUACAGAAAGUUUCUACAUAAGUACUUCUAGUCGAUUUUAAAAACUGACUUGCGAUAGACAAGAGAGUUUCAAAACUAUUUUUCAUUAUUAAAUAGAUUAUUAAAAAAUAUAAUGCGUGAACAUAUUUCACACAAUUAUAUUUAUUGCCGAUUCACUUGAAGGUGUGGGUGCAGUUUUAGAUGUGGGUGUGGGAUGUGGAGUGUGGAUAUUACCAAAAGAGAAUAAAAUACCACACCUUCACACCCACACCCAACCCCACACCCACACCCACUCACACCCACACCCACACCCACACCCACACCCGUACCCUUGUACCCCAGGGGUACAUAUUUU
This is a messenger RNA of Rotaria sp. Silwood2, 1263 nucleotides long. The record is from the annotation of a GenBank genome assembly. Lineage: Eukaryota; Metazoa; Rotifera; Eurotatoria; Philodinida; Philodinidae.